AUGAUGUAGUUCUGUUGGCUUCAUCAGGUGAUGGCCUCCAGCUCGGACUGGAAUGGUUCGCAGCCGAAUGUGAAAUGGUGGGAAUGAGAAUCAGCACCUCCAAAUCUGAGGCCCUGGUCCUCAGCUGGAAAAGGGUGGAGUGCCCACUCCGGAGCAGGGAUGAGUUCCUGCCCCAAAUGGAGGUGUUUAAGUUUUUUGUCAACUUCCCAUCGGCCAAACAGUAUUUUAGUCAGUUUCAGCACCUGGAGGAUCCUGAGGAGAUGGCACGGAGCAGCCAACUCCGGCAGCAUGCCUGCAGGGUGAUGAAUGCCAUCAACAGUGUAGUGGAAAACCUCCACGACCCUGAGAAGGUGUCGUCGGUGCUGGCCCUGGUGGGAAAAGCACAUGCUAUCAAACACAAAGUGGAACCCGUGUACUUUAAGAUCCUGAGCAGUGUGAUGCUGGAGGUGUUUUCUGAAGAUUUCCCAGAAUUCUUCACGGCAGAGGUGCAGAUGGUGUGGACCAAACUGAUGGGGGCGGUGUACUGGCAUGUGACGGGGGCCUACACAGAGGUGGGCUGGCUCCAGGUCUCCAGCUCGGCAGUGUGAAGAGUCGGGAAGAAGAGGUGGUAAAGAAGUUUUCAGUGGACUCAAUGAAGUUUAAAGAGAGGCAAAAUAAUGUGUUUAAAAUGUUGAUGGAGAUUUUGCGACAAUGGUUUCACAGACAUGGAUCAGAUUAACGUGGUAAUCCGUGCAAUUUUGUUUCUUUAUUCAACUUCUUUUGGAUGCGUUUUGGUGCUAAGCUUUGCACGUCUCGGAGAUCAGAUCAGUUGGACACCAAAUAAUGUAGCCAAACAUCAUUUUAUUUAACUGCUGUUAGAUUUCCACUUACAUCAGUGGCGCUCUGCUGUGUUAUCACUGCUAAGGCUAACUAUCAGUUCGACAUCCGCACACACUGCUGUUGCUGCCAGAGGCACACAACCAGUCACUUUCUGUGUAGCAUAAAAUCUUCCUUUUUAUACACCUGCUGAGAUAAGACUGCUCCAAAAGUGUUAAUGAACUUCUAGAAUCAAUUAAAAGUUGACCAAUCCUUCUGUUUGUAAGCCUGUCAAGCUUUGCAUCCUUGCAAAGGAUUCAAAAUUGUAACAGUGGCAGAUGCACUUUAAUUAGAGGCAGAUGAGGAUAAAAGCAGAGUUUGCUAAUCGACAUUAGCUGUGCAAGUUAAUAUAUUUCUAGAGUUGUAAAUAUGAUAUGCAACAGCAGCCUGCAAGUACCGUAGAAGACGAAAGGAUACGUGUCCUAUCCGGCACUAUAGCAAUCAGAAUUAUUGUCUGAAGGCCAAGAAAAAACUCCAACAGAUUUAUUUUCCCAAGCAGAUCAUUAUGGCUUUUGCUAUACUGGUCCACUUGAUGGUCAUAUUUUAU
This is a messenger RNA of Pelmatolapia mariae (spotted tilapia), 1402 nucleotides long. Its product is annotated as cytoglobin-2-like. Gene Ontology annotation, biological process: oxygen transport. The annotation marks the transcript as partial. The transcript is spliced from 3 exons. Lineage: Eukaryota; Metazoa; Chordata; Actinopteri; Cichliformes; Cichlidae. The record is from RefSeq and is a predicted model, not a curated record. Gene Ontology annotation, molecular function: oxygen binding; iron ion binding; oxidoreductase activity.